UAAAUGAGGAGAAAGAGUUCCACUUCUCUUAUCAAACACUAGUUGUAGUUUCAGUUUCAAUCUUCUGUUUAGACAAAUGUGGUUUUUGGCCCAGGUAAAGAAAGUUACUCGUUUUUUUUUUUACAUUGAUCACAAGUUAUUAUUGAGGAUUUAUUCAUACAUAAAAACCCUAACAUUGAAAACCAUAAAUUGAAGAUUUUAUUAUGAUUUUAAAUUAAAUAUGUUGAGAGAGACAGAGAUUUUUAACUGGAUGCUUCCUAAGAAAAUAGUGAUGCUGAAAAUGAGAGACUGAUUUCGUGACAAAAAAAAAAGAAAAGAAAAUGAGAGACUGAUUCAAUCAACGGUGUAGAAUCGAUGAGGAGAUGAGUGAUGGCAACUCUAAGCUGAAAAGAGUAGGGCAAUGAAUGAGCGCAGACACGUGUCUAUACGUGAAUGGUAGGUUUGAUAAAUCCACCUGAAUUUUAUUAAUUUUAUUAUUUUUACUUUUCUAAUGGAGUUCAGGGAAUCAUGUGACCUAACCUUAACUAGGUGAAGCCUCGUACGAUUAUCUCAACUUACCGAACUACCCUUCUGUUUGGUGAAAAAUGUCAAGUAAAACACAACUCUUUUUGUGAUUCAUCAAUGUUGGUGACGAUAUCUAAAUUCUUACUGCUAGAUUUGUUUUCUUUUACCCAAUUUAAAACGUAUUUUGUAACUGAAGUUAAACUACUUCUAUAAAUAAAUUGAUAACUUUAGUUUGGUAUGAGAGUAUCAGAGAUUCAGUCAAGAAACAAAAAAACAACUGAAGAAAACAUAAAUGGAUAAAAUAAACAGAGUUUUGAAUAUGAGUUAUAGUUGAUUUUGGUUUUCUUAGGGUUCGUCCGAUGUAAGAGAUCUUGUCUGACCAAAACUCUUAGUGCUUUUUGUUUGCAAACGUAAUUGCUUUAUCUUGACUGGUAAGUAGGUGAUGGACACAAAGGUAUGAUUCAAUUAGAAAAACUAAACAUGUCAUUAAUAUUCUGUUUGGUCAUAUAAGCUUAUUUUCUCUGAUUUUGAAAGUUGAAUCUCUAGAGCAUUUCAAGCAAAUGUGUAGGUGCUCUAUAUUUUGAUUUGCUUUAAUUAAACUAUGUAAAUAAUGGUUAACUUACAAUAAAAAUAGUUAGAAAGCGUAUCUAGAAGCCAAGUACGUAUUCACGAUCUUAUCAGAUCUGGUCAUACAUUUUAAUGAGAGAUGACGACAAUUGAUAAACAUAUUGUACACAUUAACCGCAAGAGAAAUUAAAGUACAUUCAACUAUUCAUUUACAAUUUAUGUCACACCAGUGAUCUAGCUUCUAUUUUUCCUUCAAUUGUUGUACUAUUUCCUUCGAUUUUUCUAAAACUUCAAUAAUUCCUCACGUAUAUUAUAUGUGGUGGAUGUACGUGGUAUGAGAGCAAAUAAUAGUACUAUUUUUAGUUUUUAACAUUUCAAGAAAAUAAAGACAUUCUUGAGGUCUCUAUAAGGAAUUUUAUCCAAAGGAAAACAAACAUACCUGCAAGUCAUAUACUAAUAUGUUAAUGAUAAGAUGUGAGAUCUUGUAAGUUAUAUCAUUCGUAACGCUAGAUAAAUUUAGACGUCUAAAGCAUAGAAAAGGUUAAUGUGAAACAGUGAAAGAGAGAAAGAAAGUAGCACUUGGGAAUAGUUUUUGCCUUUGGGAUCUUAUGCCCUGGACCUGGAGCACACACAGAACCCACCAAGUAUAUAGAUAGAUAUCAAUCAAUGAAAACCAACGGUUAUAAUGAGUUUUCAAAAUCAGAAAUGCUAUAUUACACGUAAGAAGAAAGAAGAAUCUGGAUGCUAAGGACCACACAUCAACUUGCAAAUUGCACUACGAACUAGAACAAAUAAAUGCCACGUGAAAUCCUACAAGACAGCUACGUAGCGGAGUACUGGUGAUGUGGUCCAUUAGUGCGAGAUCGUAAUCGGACGGUUAUAAAAGGAUAUCGUGGAGGGUUAAAGAAAGAAGAAGAACCGUCGGAUUAUGGUGCUAAAUAUAGCCGGACAUGGUCCACAUCAAGACAUAAUGGGAAGUGGACCUCAUUGCCAAAAAUAGAAAGAUGGGGUUAUAUUCAAAUAAGUUGCGUCUUGGGUUUAUUGAGUGGGGCUUUUUUAAGUUAUGGGGACCAGCCUCUUUAUUUUCACCAUCUGGCUGCAAUAUAUGGUAAGUUACUGUAGUCUUAGACAUCAUAGUCGUUAUGCAUCAAAUAUAAAGGUCUCAGCUUCCAAGGAAAAUGGUUUACACUUAUGUAAACUUUAUUCUGUUUUAAAAAUAUUUUAUUACUAACAAAAUUUUAUAUACAGAUGCAUCAAGAUUUUUCUUUUAAUACUGUUGUGCAUGAUACUUACAUAAAGUUUAAGAAACACGAACCACUAAACAUAAAACAUGUUGGCAUUAAUGUAGGGAUUUAAGAUUUAUGGAAGAUAGAUUUUUUAAUCCUUGCGAAACAUCAUAACCUUUAUAAUUGUGUUUGAAUUAUACGAGGAUAAGGUCAUAUGGACUCAUGUUUGAAUGCAAGACAUGGCAGGUAUAAGCAGAGAAAUGAGAAAUAAAAAUAUUUUAAGUCUAUUAACUAAAGAUUUUCCAGUUUGAUAUUUUACAAGAUCUGGUCUUUGGCUAAAACUAGUAAAUCAAUGGUUAAAAAAAUGAAAAUAUUUUAAGUCUGUUAACUAAAUAUUUAUGUUUCUUAGCUUUGAUAUUUGAUUAUAUGUCAAUGGCUUACAGGUAAUGAGACUUUGGACUUCUCCGUUUUAGCUUCAAGUCAAUCAUCUCCUUCAGAUUUUUCAAUGUGGUAGCUACGGAUGCGUAUAAUGAUUUUGAAGAUGCAGAUACUAUUACUUUGUUGGGGCACUGGGCUUUAGUUUCUGUUUAUAUUUGGGCCACUUAUUGGUGGGGGUUCCCUUUGUAUUUAUUAAUUUGUGCGCGAAUGGACCUAUACAACUGUUCAAAAUGUUAAGUUAACCGGACUGAGAAACCAACCAAACCGAAGGUAACCAAGGAUGAUCUCCACCAGUUUCUGAUUUGUUUAGAUAAUUUUUUUUUUUUUCGGAUUUCUGUUUGAUAAAUAAGGAGAGGAUGAUAAAUCUUUGUUUUCUAAUAGCGAGAAUGAUAUUGCUGAUAAUGCAAGAAUUAUAAUCGACUACGCUAUAAUUAAUUUGUUCAUUAAAACUGACAAUACCUCUUUUUUUUUGUUCUUGAUGGCAUCAUAUAAUAAAAUCUCUUAAUUAUACUACUAAACAAUAUCACUAGCUAAUUAAAAAAAUUAAAUAACCCUAGUAGGUUUAUCCCUUAUAUACUAAAACACAAGUCACUUGAUCAAUCAAAAUUUGACAAUUGUCAUUUCUUUACAAAACUUAAAAAUUAAAAUCGUAUCACGUUCAUUUUAAAUAAUUUGGUGAAAACUGUAUAUAAUAGCAUUUUUCUGUAACCUGAAGUAUGAAUCGAAUCCAAACAAAAAAUCUGAUUUGUACCUAGUCUUAAAUGUAAGAAUGAGUUUCGUAGGAAGGAAAAAACAUAUUCGAACUUGAAAUGUUAUUAGCCAAACCCGAAGAAGUGCACCAAAGAAGUGACCACUGUGAGGAUAAUUAUCGAGCCUAUUUUCUUAAAAGUAUAGAUAGAUAUAUUAAAAUUUACAAGAAUAUAAUUUAAUGAAGAUAAGAUAAUUCAUUUACAUAACCGGCCCGUAUUAAUUUUAUUUACACUUUAAAGCUUAAAUUAUGGUAUAAAUUUAUAUUUAAUUUUAUAUUAAUUAGUAUAAAUUUAUUUUGAUUAUUAUAUAAAUUAAAUAUAUGUCAUUCAACCCGUCUCAUACUUGAUAAAUAUAUUGAAUUAUUUUUGAUAUUCUAAUUUAAAUAUGGAUAUUAAAAUAAGAAAUUAUUUAUUAGUUUAUAUAUAUUACUUUAAUAUUGUGUUUUAAAAUAUGUUAUAAAAAUUCAUGAAUAUAUGUUAUUCUUUAAUUGUGUAAUUUAUAAAAUAGUUAAUAAAUUGGUUAAACUACUUUAUAUUUUAUAAAUUGUUGUAGUAAUUUAAUUAUGAAUAUAAAUUAAGUAUAUAUAAAUAUUAUAGGAAUGUUAUUUCUUAUUCUAUAAAUAAAAAAUAAAUUAAUCAAUACUAUUAAAAGGGAAGGAGUCUUAAAAAUCUACAUAUGAAAGUUGUUUGGACCCUUUCAAUUAUUUCAUUAUUUUUGGGUCUUACUUUAAAUUUAGACUAACAAUAUAUUACCAUAUAUUUCUCUAACAAUAAUUUAUUCAAUUUUUUUAUUUAUUCAAAUCUCACCUAAAUCCUAAUCACUACUAUACCUAUAUUUACCAUUUUGAUUUUUAAUCGUAAAAGCAUUGAAACUAAUGUUUUAUAGUAUCACUUUUAUCCCUUGUUCUAAAACGUGGCCGGCUUGGCGAGUACGCGUCCGACUAUAUGGUGAUCGGAGACUCACCGCUGCGAAGAGGGGCAAAUCGGAGGCUUGAGGCGGUGCGACGAGUUUCUUCCGCUUUUACCGUAGAAUAGGAAAAAGCACCGAGUAAUAGCUCCGAACCAAGUCAACCCAAUCUCAAAAAUCUAGCAUAUCAGAUCUUAAUCUCACAUCCGAACUAGCUAAGACCACCUUAAUACCGAAUUAAGGUGUUCACACAGCGUUUGGGCAAUAGAGAGAGGAUAGGUCAAAGAAAUUUACAGAUGCGUAGAAACUGUAAUAAAUAUUUGAGGAAGAAGAAGACUUAUUUACAAGUCUACCAUUCAUUAAAGACAAAACAAAAUAUAAAGAGCAAAAAUAAACGUAACACAAAUCAAAGUCGGGAUGAAUUGAAACAAAAUCUCCUUACUGUCCAUUAAGCCACGUUUACAUAUUAGUUGUCUAACCAAAUUUAAACUGAUUAAUUAUAUAAUUAUACAUUUAUAUCGAAAUGCACCUAUAAAAAACUUAAAAACUAGGCUCCGCGUAUACCCCGCUUAAUCCCCGAUUUUUUAAUAACUCGCUAGGCCCGGAGUUACCGCCCGACUAACGCCUAGCGUAGUUUCGAACAGAGCUUUUAUCAUAUAAUAUAUGAUUUAAAGCAAGAGAAGUUACAUAUACAUUCUAACUUCCUCUUUCUUUUGUAAUAAAGUAAUCAUAUCAUAUAUAAAUUUUCCUACUAAAAUCUCAUAUCAUAUACUAAACUUUCAACCGUCUAUAGUUUGAUAGAUAUUUUCAUAUUUAAAAAUGAGUCUUCUGAAUAUUCAUGUCACCUUCACAAAAAUGUAGAAAUUCAUUGGUUCUGUUAAAGUUAACCCGACUUCACAAUAUGAGUAUUGAUUAUUCACGAUUUUGAAAAUUUUUGGUUUAGAUAUUAUACUUUUAUAUACUUUUCACCUAAAACGAAUUAAUACUAUUAAAAGAAAAAUAGUCUAAAAAAACCUAAUAUAAAAAAAUUGUUGGAGUCAUGUAUAACUAUUUUUUUUUGGUAAUACCAUUAAUCAUUCUAACCAUACAAUAUUUUUAUUAUUUUUAAUACAUCCUAAUAUUAUUUCUUAUGAUAACUUUACUCAGAAAAACAUUUCAUCAACCAUGUUUUUGUACAAUAACGUUAAAAAUCUAUAUCAAAAGGUUGUUGGACCUGAUAUAGACGUAAUGAGUCCACAUAUGUUCGAGUAUUUAGAAUCCUAAAAAAAAUCAAAAUAUCUAAAAAAUCUGAAAAAUAUUUGAAACUCCAAAAAAAAUACCCAAAAAAUUCAAAUACCUAAAAAUUCAAAAUCUGACACGAUGAACUGAAAAGUACCCAAUUUUUUUUAAUUUGAAAAUUUACCUGAAAUCAAAAACUAUAAUCGUAAACCAAAAACUUAAAAUAUUUAAAAUAUCCAAUUUUUUUACAUACAUUCAGAUAUCAAACAUGUUCGGAAAAAUGUAUACAACUUUUAUACAAUGUUGUAAUUUUAUGUGCCAAUGUGUUAUCUAUGUUUAGAAAAUAUGUGAGUAAGAUAAUAAUUUAUUUUGAUAUGUUGAUAAUCAUUACGGUUUUAUGUCGAAAGCUUGGAAUGUAAAAUUAACUAAACCGUGCAAAGCACGGGAGGUAACUAGUUUAUAAAUAAAACCGGGUCAAGAAUUAUUAAUUUGUUUGUGAUCACAGUUAGACCGGAAAUUACGCUAUCGUUUGAGUUUGCCACACACGACAAAGCAAACAUUAUAGUCUCUCUCUCUGCCUUACUUGGUCGUCGUCGCUAUUACUAUCAGCGCCUGUGUUCCGCCGGGUACCUUCCCGUGAUUUCUCUUCUAACAAAUCUGUAUUCGAUAAUCUCACACACACAGUCACACCGCUUCCUUUGUGUUUUUCAUCUCAGUCCUCCUUCCCCCAUAUAAGCUGGUUCGGUAGCUCUAGGGCAUGGCUAUGGCUCUUCCGCUCGGGAAACUAACCGUCCUCAUCGGUGCAGGGCUUGUUGGGUCUGUGCUUGCUAAAGACGGGAGCUUACCACUUGUCUCGAGCCUUGUCUCUGGUGCUUUUAAGAUUGUAUUUAAGCAGCUGAAACAAGAGGAACCUAGCAAGUCCCGGAAUGAUACGGCACUUGUAGCUCAGGUUAACAGUCUUCGGCAUGAACUGCAGUUGCUUGCUUCAAACAGAGCUAUCACUAUUGUUACCACAGAAGGAUCAGGCAGAAAGUAUGGUGUCAUCAUUAUCAUUGGAGUGAUAGGCUAUGGAUAUGUGUGGUGGAAGGGAUGGAAGCUUCCAGAUUUUGUGUUUGCGACAAGGCGCAGCUUAUCAGAUGCUUGUGAUAGUGUUGGCAACCAGAUCGAUGGUUUUUACUCAUCUCUCUCGGAUACAAAACGGGAGCUAGGUUCAGAAGUUGACAGAAUGGAUUGUACUUUGGAUGCAAGUUCAGUUAUUAUUAAAGAAACAGGAAGACAAGUGACUGAACUACGGGAUGGAACAGCAAAUAUGAAGGAUGAAGUUAGGUCUGUUUUCGAGGCUGUUGAAACUCUGGCCAGCAAAGUCUGUCGCAUUGAGGGAAAUCAGGAUCUCACGCUUAAAGGAGUUGGAGCUCUGCAUGCUCAGUGUCUCGAGCACAAAAUAAUUCAGGAGUCCAAUCAGCCUUUGAUAUCAACUUCAUCAUUGCCAGCUAUUGAGGCAGCUCCUCUCACACAUUCCUCCAGUGAGACUCUAUUAUUGCCUCCUCCUGCUUCACCUUGUGAAUCCCAAUUAUCACCUUCAACCCCUAAUGGAGCUCAACAGUCACAUGGUCCGCUUCAGCGCACACAAUCUAUUUCUGGUUUGAAGGACAUAAGUGAAAGCAGCACAGGAAAUGGUAUAUCGGGCUCGAGUUCGGGGCAGCUUGGUAGGUUCUCAGUGCCUAGAAUAGUGAGGACUAUUAGUGAAGUCAACACAGUGCCUACUAACUGAAGCGAAGAGUUCAUUCCAAUACUAGGCUUAACAGAGAAGUUGACAAGUGUAUUUAGUAGAUGAUUUUAGUAGAUUUUGCUGUGUUUGCAAGUGCAUCGAGACAAUGCUAUAGAUGGUGCAUAACUUUUGUAGGGAUAGAGCUUAUUUUUCAAAUUGCUUUAUAUGUUACAGUUAUGGAUUCGUUGCUUUCUU
Brassica rapa (field mustard) is the source of this 7572-nucleotide messenger RNA. RefSeq lists its product as uncharacterized. Lineage: Eukaryota; Viridiplantae; Streptophyta; Magnoliopsida; Brassicales; Brassicaceae. The record is from RefSeq and is a predicted model, not a curated record.